Molecule: messenger RNA, 1466 nt
Organism: Euleptes europaea (tarantolino)
Lineage: Eukaryota; Metazoa; Chordata; Lepidosauria; Squamata; Sphaerodactylidae
Gene: HAPLN1
Product: hyaluronan and proteoglycan link protein 1
Exons: 4
Coding region: 77-1138 (353 amino acids)
Biological process (GO): cell adhesion
Molecular function (GO): hyaluronic acid binding
Source: RefSeq, a predicted model, not a curated record
GUUAAGGUUUCCUAAUUUCACACAUUUCUUUAUAUGUGGUACUCUGACAGUGAAGAAGAUUCUUGGGCUAUAAACGAUGAAGAGUCUACUUUUUCUGGUGCUGAUUUCUUUCUGCUGGGCUGACCAUCAUGCUGCCAACUUCACUCUGGAGCACGACAGAAUUAUUCACAUCCAUGAAAAUGGACCUCGGCUUUUUGUGGAAGCAGAACAAACUAAACUCUUCUCACAACGGGGUGGCAAUGUCACACUGCCAUGUAAAUUUUACCGUGACCAGGCAUCAUCUGACUCAGGAUCCCAUAAAAUUCGGGUCAAGUGGACCAAACUCACCUCAGAUUACCUCAAAGAAGUGGAUGUCUAUGUUGAAAUGGGGUACCACAAAAAGAGCUAUGGAAAUUACCAGGGAAGAGUCUUCCUGAAGAAAAGCACAGAAAAUGAUGCCUCUCUUGUAAUCAAUAAUAUAAUGCUGGAGGAUUAUGGGAAAUACAAAUGUGAGGUGAUUGAAGGAUUAGAAGAUGACACAGCUGUUGUCUCUCUAGAGUUACAAGGUAUUGUAUUUCCUUACUUUCCACGGCUGGGUCGCUAUAACCUAAACUUCUAUGAGGCUCAGAAAGCCUGCCUGGACCAAGAUGCAGUCAUAGCUUCAUUUGACCAGCUGUAUGAUGCAUGGAGGUCAGGCCUUGACUGGUGCAAUGCAGGCUGGCUCAGUGAUGGGUCAGUGCAGUAUCCCAUCACAAAUCCCAGGGAACCUUGUGGAGGAAAGAACACAGUGCCGGGAAUCCGGAAUUAUGGCUUCUCCAACAAAGAUCAAAACAGAUUCGAUGUCUUUUGUUUUACAUCUCAUUUUAAUGGCCGUUUUUAUUACCUAAUACACCCAACCAAACUGACCUAUGAUGAAGCUGUGCAGGCCUGCCUCAAAGACGGUGCACAGAUUGCUAAAGUAGGCCAAAUAUUUGCAGCCUGGAAGCUUCUCGGAUAUGACCGCUGUGAUGCCGGCUGGCUGGCUGAUGGCAGCGUCCGGUACCCCAUCUCCAAGCCAAGGAAGCGCUGUAGUCCUACUGAAGCAGCAGUCCGCUUUGUGGGCUUUCCAGAUAAAAAGCACAAGCUCUAUGGUGUCUACUGUUUCCGGUCAUACCAGUGAACAUAACCAACAGCACAGCAAUUUCCAAUCCAUCAAGAACAUGUGAAGGAUUUUCUUUCAGUAUGAACUCAUGCAAGUUACCAAAACUGUGAUAAAUCUUUUUUACUUACUGUAAAAAGUCAUUUUCAUAAAACUGAUCAUUAAUUUGUUUUUUGUUGUUUUUUUAAAGCUUUCAUUCAAUAGAUAUUUUAAAUUAAUAUAAUUUAAAGGAAGCUCUAAGUAAGGAAGUAUUUAAAGUGUAAUUGUUUAAGCUACAUCAUUCCGACAACAGAGCAUAUUUUUGGUGAAUGGGGCAUGCAAAACUUGGUGAUUUUCUAUGACUACAUUA